Messenger RNA from Racocetra persica, 894 nucleotides. Lineage: Eukaryota; Fungi; Glomeromycota; Glomeromycetes; Diversisporales; Gigasporaceae. The record is from the annotation of a GenBank genome assembly.
AUGGGAAAAAACGAAAGCAAUAAUAAAGUAAACAUUAUGGAGCAAAUAAUGUGUGCUCUUUUUUUUGACCCUAACUCUGGAAAGGGUAAAAAAGAAAACAUUAACAUAGAAAACAUUAACAAAGUUAUGAAUAUAAUAAUGCGUGGUCUUUCUUUCGACCCUAACUCUGGAAAAGGUAAAAAAAAAGACAUUAACAUAGAAAACAUUAACAAAGUUAUGGAUCUAAUAAUGCGUGGUCUUUCUUUCAACCCUAACUCUGGAAUGGGUAAAAAAGAAGACAUUAACAUAGAAAACAUUAACAAAGUUAUGGAUCUAAUAAUGCGUGGUCUUUCUUUUAACCCCAACUCUGGAAAGGGUAAAAAAGAAAUCAUUAACAUGAAAACCAUUAGCAAAGAAAACAAAGAAAACUAUGUGGAUCAAGCCAUCCGUAUUCUGGUUCAAUCCCUUGGAAAGGACAAAAAAAAAAAUGCAGACCAAGUCAAUCAAAGCAACGAUGAUAUGGCCUCAAAUCCAAUGUUUGGUGAUAAAAUGCACGGCGAACCCCAAAACUUAAAUGAUAAUACACAGAUUGCAUCUGUAUCAAAUCCCAGCUCACAAACAUCGUCUUUCUCAGAAACCACUUCUGAAACAUCCACGGUAAUUUGUAAUGAUUUGCCACAGGAUAACUCGAUAAAAACCUUUAUAAGUUCUCUUGAGGGUCGUAUUCAGCAGUUAGAGGAAAAGUCAAAAAAACAUGACGAGGAAUUUAAAAAGCAGAAGGAUAAACUGAAAAAGGUAGAGGAGGAGUCAAAAAGGAGACAUGAAGCAAUGCGAAGACAAAACGAGCAUUUAAAAGAACAAUUGAAAACGUUGGGGGAUGAAUUGAAAAACAAGGGGCCAAAGAAACAAUUAUAA